UGCAGAUGGUGGUGGGCUGGUGGUGGGUAGGGUGUAUGUUGAUUACAUCCUUGUACCGCUCUUCCCUCAUCGCCCACCUGUCUGUGCCCACCACCUCCCCACCUAUAGAUCACCUGGACCAACUUGUUGGUCUUGAUGGCUCCACCUGGGGUAUCGAACCUGGAUUUGGCCUAGGUUGGGAUUGGUUUAAACUCAACACCAACCCGAAGGUGAAAAGUGUUCACCAAACUUCAGAUCCUGAACAUGGAGGAACAAAUGACGCGAGUGUUGGAGGGACGCCACGCCUUCUUCACCUGGAAAUACUACAUCAAGACCAUCAUCGCUUCUCGUUAUACUGACGAUUUCGGCUACACCCCCAUCCACGUCAGCCGUCAAGAGUUUAUCCCUGGCUCCACCGGUUGGGGUGUCAGGAAGGGGCUGCCGUUCCUGGAGCCCAUGGAUAGGAUCCACGACCACCUGGUGGAGUCUGGACUCGUCAACUAUUGGUUAAAUGAACUCUUCGAGGCGGCCAUGAGUGAGACAAGGGCAGAGAUGAGAGACAAGAAGAUGAAGGACUCUGGUACUGCUGAAGGCGUCGUUACUGAGAUGAGCUUCCUCCCUACACAGUCCGAGUCUUCAGGUCAAGGGGUGAAGAGGAUGUUGGUGCUGAGCCUGAACCACCUACAGGGAUCCUUCUACAUCCUCCUGCUGGGGUACUGCGCCGCCUCCCUCGCCCUCCUACUCGAGAGGAUUGUCUAUACUGCCCGCAAGGACCCACACACACACACUCGUAAACACCUACACACACUCACACACUCGUAAACAAACAAACAAACAAACAAACAAACAAACACACGACCUUAUAGGGCUGAGAUGAGAGGACGAUUGAGAUAGUGGUGUACUGUUGAUCUCCCGGUUAUCUCCCCCUAUCUCUCCACCUCUAUAUAUAUAUAUAAUUAUCUCUCCACCUCUCUAUCUAUACACAUCUCCCUCUCUAUAUGUUGGCUGGAUAAUGUAGUACCAUUUUUACCACUAUUAUACUAACAUCGGGCCACUAAUAUGUCCUCCUCAGCCGUCAACACCCAAAGACUUGAAAAGACAGCUAUAUCACUCACACCCUCCACCUCACUCAAGGACGACCUGUCACCCUAUAACUCCAGUUGAUGACGGGAAGGACUAAAGUAUCUUAAAUCACCAUAACUAUUUUAUCUGAAAGACAAUGUAACUAGAGAUCAUUCAGUGACUCUACAGUAAUUAGUGCCAAUAAAACCCCCAGGACUAACUUGCUCAAUACUAGACCAAGGUGAAUAAAUACUCAUCAUUAUUUACGUGAAGAAUGAAUAAAAAAAACAUCCCCAAUUAGUGUAAAAACAUCCAUUGGUGAAAUCAGAAUAUAUGUAAAUCCUGGCGCUUAAGAGUUUUAUCAGCCUCUUCCGUUGGCAGGGGGGUGUGGGGGGUAAAAUAACCGUAUAUUGGAAUUAGUUCAUUUUACCGCCAUGCCUUCCUUAUCAAGUCUUGUACUGCGGUGUCUUUUAUGACUAAAUUUUCUUCAGACCCAACACGGCUUAAUAAUGUGAUUACUACACCGAGCAGGAAAUUCCCACUAAAUUUAUAUCGACAAUAUUCUUGUGUAAUGAUAACUUGAGUGUGUGUGUGUGUCCAAGUUUAUGAAAUAGUAGUGUGAUGUAAUAGGAGUUAUCUUUGUUAUCUUUCACACAUGUUUUAACCCAAAGUAAUUUAUUCGUCUUAUUUAAUUUGUGUAUUUUCAGUAAUGUGGAUGUGCUCAACUUAAUAAACGCAUUCAAGAAUU
Molecule: messenger RNA, 1789 nt
Organism: Homarus americanus (American lobster)
Lineage: Eukaryota; Metazoa; Arthropoda; Malacostraca; Decapoda; Nephropidae
Exons: 4
Coding region: 244-801 (185 amino acids)
Source: RefSeq, a predicted model, not a curated record